Messenger RNA from Cryphonectria parasitica EP155, 1829 nucleotides. RefSeq names its product P-loop containing nucleoside triphosphate hydrolase protein. Bases 263 to 1570 code for a protein of 435 amino acids. Gene Ontology annotation, biological process: mRNA splicing, via spliceosome; mRNA export from nucleus. The record is from RefSeq and is a predicted model, not a curated record. Gene Ontology annotation, molecular function: ATP binding; RNA binding; RNA helicase activity. NCBI's taxonomy places the organism in Eukaryota, Fungi, Ascomycota, Sordariomycetes, Diaporthales, Cryphonectriaceae. The transcript is spliced from 5 exons.
AUCUCUCUCUUUCUCUCUUUCUCUCUCUAUCCCCUUCUCUCGACCAACUCCCAUUUUCUCGUAGACCAACGAAUCCCCCCCCAGCCACCAACGAUUCGCUGCCUCUACGCAUCGCUUUUUCCUUCUCUGCGGAGCUCAUUUUGCGCUCCUUCUUCCUCUUUGUUUCCCAGCCUCACGACCCAGAUUGGCCACGCGCCUACUUUCCGGGCCUGCUCAUACUCGUCCCUCGAUUCCACUCGAUCGAUAACCAAUAACAGCCAUCAUGUCUGCCGAGGAGGAUCUCAUCGACUACUCCGACGAGGAGCUGGAAACCCAGAAGACCGCCGCCCCCGCCAAUGGCAAGAAGGCUGAGGCCACCGCCGCCGCCGGCGACAGUGUCGACAAGAAGGGUUCCUACGUCGGCAUCCACUCCACUGGUUUCCGCGACUUCCUGCUCAAGCCUGAGCUGAUCCGCGCCAUCACCGACUGUGGCUUCGAGCAUCCUUCGGAGGUUCAGCAAACAUGCAUUCCUCAGGCGCUGCUCGGUGGUGAUAUCAUCUGCCAGGCCAAGUCUGGUCUUGGAAAGACCGCGGUCUUUGUCCUCACCACCCUCCAGCAGGUGGAGCCCGUUGCCGGCGAGUGCUCCGUCCUGGUCAUGUGCCACACCCGUGAGCUCGCCUUCCAGAUCCGCAACGAGUACAACCGGUUCUCCAAGUACAUGCCCGACAUCAAGACCGGCGUCUUCUACGGUGGCACGCCCAUCCAGAAGGACGCCGAGGUCCUCAAGAACAAGGAGACCCACCCCCACAUCAUCGUCGGAACCCCUGGUCGCCUCAACGCCCUCGUUCGCGACAAGCACCUGCGCCUGGGCAGCGUCCGCAUCUUUGUCCUCGACGAGUGCGACAAGAUGCUCGACCAAGUUGACAUGCGUCGCGACGUCCAGGAGAUCUUCCGUGCGACCCCACAGCAGAAGCAGGUCAUGAUGUUCAGCGCUACCCUGUCCGAUACCGUCAAGCCGAUCUGCCGCAAGUUCAUGCAGAACCCGACGGAGCACUAUGUCGACGAGGACACCAAGUUGACGCUGCACGGUCUCCAGCAGUACUACGUCGCCCUGGAGGAGCGUGAGAAGAACCGUAAGCUCAACGAGCUCCUCGACGACCUUCAGUUCAACCAGGUCAUCAUCUUCGUCAAGAGCACGGUCCGCGCCACCGAGCUGGACAAGCUGCUGAGAGAGUGCAACUUCCCGUCCAUCGCCGUCCACUCUGGUGUUAGCCAGGAAGAGCGUAUCCGCCGGUACAAGGAGUUCAAGGAGUUCAACAAGCGCAUCUGCGUUGCCACUGACGUCUUUGGUCGUGGUAUCGACAUCGAGCGCAUCAACCUGGCUAUCAACUACGACAUGCCUUCUGAGGCCGACUCCUACCUGCAUCGUGUCGGUCGUGCUGGUCGUUUCGGUACCAAGGGCCUGGCCAUUUCGUUCGUCAGUACUGAUGAUGACCGCAACGUGCUCGAGGCCAUUGGCAAGCGCUUCGAAGUCGCCAUCCCUGAAUUCCCCAAGGAUGGCAUCGAGGCGAGCACCUACAUGGCUUCUUAAGAAACCUGUGAGUGCGUCGAGGCAGGUGGAUGCUGCGUUGCCUCCUAAGGGCUAUAGCAGAGAAAGCCUAUUUGCUAUCUAGGGCGGCUGGAAAGUUCGGAACACGAAAAUGACAUUUCAAGUAAAAAGAAAAAAAACAAGAGGGACAUUUGGGAUUUCGUGCCGGAAUAGGUCUUGAUGUGGAUGGCUUGAAUCCCUCCUUUCUAGAUUUUGUCCAGCAGAGACAGAAAUUAGGAACAAGUUCAUGCUUUCCAAACUG